Phanerochaete carnosa HHB-10118-sp is the source of this 1348-nucleotide messenger RNA. RefSeq lists its product as uncharacterized. Gene Ontology annotation, molecular function: protein kinase activity; ATP binding. The coding region runs from base 341 to 1294 and encodes 317 amino acids. The record is from RefSeq and is a predicted model, not a curated record. Gene Ontology annotation, biological process: protein phosphorylation. NCBI's taxonomy places the organism in Eukaryota, Fungi, Basidiomycota, Agaricomycetes, Polyporales, Phanerochaetaceae. The transcript has 5 exons.
UGGCGCAAUCAUCUCGCAUGGAGGCACCGACUACACCCUUGUUGGAAUCCUCGGCGCUGGUGGAUCUGGCCGCGUAUUCCGCACGUAUACACAAGAAGGCGAGUGGUUCGCAAUGAAAAUUAUCCACAAGCCGAUGGCCUACCGUCAUCCAGAUGGCCGACGGGGAAUCUUGAACGAACAGCGCAUCUGGGAGCGCGUUGCCCUUGGCAAGCGAGCUUUCUUAAUGCCGCUACUCAAAUCUUGGGACGACGAGGAGAAUGUUUAUUUCCUCAUGCCGCUCUACCAUCAAAGUCUCCUCCACAGGCUCAGCGAAAUGAACGCGAGUCAAGAGAAUCACGACAUGAAGCUUUAUGCAGCUGAAGCGGUUGCCGCCCUGGCCAAUUUACACGCGUUGGGCAUUGUACAUCGCGAUAUCAAACCGGAAAACUUCCUCAUCUCGCCGAAUGGUCAUCUUGUGCUGGCUGACUACGGGCUUUCAUGGGCGAGCAGGGACGCGAACGCCGAUAUGACCGGCCUCGGCCUGAACUUCUUUACGGGGACCGCGGGAUAUUUCGCACCCGAAAUGCUCGUGGCGGAAACUGUCGGGUACGGCUGCCUGGCGGAUGUCUGGUCGCUGGGGAUCUCGCUGCUUGAAGUCCAUCUAGGCAGGCGUGUCACACUCUUUCAUGCAUCCUCGCGCUCGGAAGUGAUCGCGAAGAUGAUGAGUCGUGACAUCCCGCUGCAUCGCGUGUACGACAGCGGAUUCCAGGACCUGCUUUGUAAAAUGAUCGUCCGCGAUGUCAACAAGCGCUGGUCUGCGGCGAAGCUCAAGGAACAUCCCUAUUUCGAGGGGAUCGACUGGGAGAUGCUUGAAGAGGGUUAUUACAGACCUGAUUACCGCCCCGCCACCCCCACCGCCGUCCAUCCGCCCUCGGCACUCCGUUUUACCACCUUCCACCGCGGUAUCGGUAUUCGGGACGACUUAUCCGUGCACCUGGGGUCAGAUGGGAUGAUCCUCCCGAAUUGCGCCGUUCUUGCGCAACUCGAGCUCGACAGGAGCGAGCGGCACACCGCAUUCACCUUCCGGCACCCGUUCGGUGCGGUAUCCCGGAUCCUGUACGAUGCACCGCCACGGCCGCCCCUGCCAUUCCGGUUCAGGCUCAGACUGGACCCACCUCCGGCGUAUGUCGAGGACGAGGAUGAGUCGGACGGCGACCUGGGGGAGACGGCUUAUACUCAAGAGGACGAUGACUUUUUCAGUGACGAGGAGGAGAACGGGGCCAACGGUUGCGGCAACACUCCCCAUGGCGUGUAAAAUAUUAGUCUCCAGCAUUGAAUAUCUUUAGAGCUCAAGUAUUUUGCAUUGAUG